AUGAAAGCUGUAGCUUUUCCCGCUAAAAUCGCAAAUCUUAGCUUCCCUUCUAACUGUUGCUCACUAUUCUUCCGAUCACCGGCGACGUUUUUAUCGCCGGCAUUGCCUUGUCGGAAGCUGACGAAAGGAAUAAGAGGUCUCGAAGGCUUGAUGUCUCAGUGUUUAUCAUCAUCGUCACAAUCAUUGUCAUUUUCAUCGAAUUCAUUCUCCUCUCAACCGGAAUCAGAGUUACUUCAAGCUUUACCUUCUUCGAAGCCAAAAUCUCCGCCACUGCAGCUGCCAUGGCUCAUUGUUGGUUUGGGUAAUCCCGGCAAGAAGUACCAGGGCACGCGCCACAACGUUGGUUUUGAGAUGGUGGACGCUUUGGCUGAUGCAGAAGGCAUCUCCAUGAACACUGUUAACUUCAAGGCCUUGUUUGGGAAAGGCGUUAUUGGAAAUAUACCGAUUAUGCUGGCUAAACCACAAACUUUCAUGAACCUAAGUGGUGAGUCUGUUGGACAAAUCGUUUCAUUUUACAAGAUCCCGUUAAAGCAAGUACUUGUGGUUUACGAUGAUUUAGAUUUGCCCUUUGGUAAACUACGUUUAUUGCCAAAAGGUGGUCACGGAGGCCACAAUGGGUACAAUGCUUUUCACUCUCUAUCUGGCCUGUUGAUGUUUUCAUUUGUGUUUUAACUUUUAAGUAUUGUCUUACUUUUUACUUAAGAAGCAAUGUGGAUGGAUAAUAGUUUGCGGUUUCACUAUCAAAUCAUAGAGAAACUCUACAAGAAAACAUGAUGGGUUGUUCUUUUACUUGCAGGAUGAGAAGUAUUAUAGACCGCCUCAAAGGUAGCCGUGAUUUUCCUCGACUAAGAAUAGGGAUCGGACGUCCUCCAGGGAAGAUGGAUACAGCCAAUUUUGUUCUCCGCCAGUUCAAUAGACAGGAACAGGAAGAGUUGGAUCACACAUUCCAAACCGGGUUAGAGGCAAUAAGGAUUCUUUUGCUUGAGGGGUUCAACAAAAGUGCAACAUUUGUCAACACUCGAAAAUCUAUGGAGCAACUCAGUUAGAAGUGACAUUGUUACAUUACAUAUAUUCAUAUAACAAACUACAAAGUGUUCUUGCUGAUUCAUUAAUAAUUUUUUUUUGGUUCCAUACUUGAAUCCUUUUUGAGCAAAUUGUACAUCAAAAGAUAACCAGAUUAUUUGUUUAUCAUAAUUUCUAUUAUGUAACUCGAAAAUAUGGAUUUCAGUAUUUGUUCGGCUGUAAUUUAAAUUAUACACUUUCAUUAAGC
Messenger RNA from Arabidopsis thaliana (thale cress), 1270 nucleotides. RefSeq names its product Peptidyl-tRNA hydrolase family protein. Lineage: Eukaryota; Viridiplantae; Streptophyta; Magnoliopsida; Brassicales; Brassicaceae. The transcript is spliced from 7 exons. The record is from RefSeq and is marked reviewed. Bases 1 to 672 code for a protein of 223 amino acids. Gene Ontology annotation, molecular function: catalytic activity, acting on a nucleic acid; peptidyl-tRNA hydrolase activity; hydrolase activity, acting on ester bonds. Gene Ontology annotation, cellular component: chloroplast stroma.